This is a messenger RNA of Lineus longissimus, 478 nucleotides long. Its product is annotated as small ribosomal subunit protein uS8. Gene Ontology annotation, molecular function: structural constituent of ribosome. Bases 31 to 423 code for a protein of 130 amino acids. Gene Ontology annotation, biological process: translation. The record is from RefSeq and is a predicted model, not a curated record. The transcript is spliced from 5 exons. Gene Ontology annotation, cellular component: ribosome; cytosolic small ribosomal subunit. NCBI's taxonomy places the organism in Eukaryota, Metazoa, Nemertea, Pilidiophora, Heteronemertea, Lineidae.
CUUCUAUCGCCAUUAUCAGAAGCCGCCAAGAUGGUGCGCAUGAAUGUACUGGCUGAUGCUCUCAGAUCGAUCUGCAAUGCAGAGAAGCGCGGCAAGCGCCAGGUCUUGCUGAGACCUAGUUCAAAAGUCAUCAUCAGAUUUUUGUCUGUGAUGAUGAAACAUGGAUACAUUGGUGAAUUCGAGAAGAUCGAUGACCACAGAGCUGGCAAGAUUGUUGUUAAUCUUACAGGACGAUUGAACAAGUGUGGUGUAAUCAGCCCAAGGUUUGACGUUGCCAUGCAAGAUAUGGAAAAAUGGACAAGCAACUUGUUGCCUUCAAGACAGUUCGGAUUCCUUGUAUUAACGACAUCCGGUGGUAUCAUGGACCAUGAAGAAGCCAGAAGAAAACAUCUUGGUGGAAAAAUAUUGGGUUUCUUCUUCUAAGAAAGUCAUGUAAGAAAGAAAGUAUGUAAUUAAAAAAAAAUGUACAAAGACCAAA